This is a messenger RNA of Geodia barretti, 2856 nucleotides long. Lineage: Eukaryota; Metazoa; Porifera; Demospongiae; Tetractinellida; Geodiidae. The record is from the annotation of a GenBank genome assembly.
GGUUUGUCACUAAUGCCUCCUGCGCCAUUGGUAUUCUAAAUGAAGCGCACUUAUCAAUACUACGCAUGCGCAGUAUGACUGUUAAAAUAUGCUGACGUUGCAGAAUUCAAAUUUUGCCGCGCGACGAUCGACGUUCGCGUUUGUUUUGUCUGUGGUGUGGACUGAUCUCUCUUUUCUCUUGCGAGGACGCGAAAACAUGGCUGCCAACACUUCAAUUGUGGCUCUCUUCGACGACAUUGUGGCCUCGACCAACAUUCUAACUGCCGGGAGCGAGGGAAUGUUUGCCCAAUUUGUAAGCAGUCAGAUGGGUGUGAACAGGCAGCUACACGAGAUGGCCGGGGAGAAUGUCAGAUUCAAGAACCAAAAUGCUGCGACGGAGAUAAAGUUGAAGCAUGCUCAUCUGAAGCUGAAGGACGAGAUGAACAAGAGGGUAGAGCAGGAGGAAGUCAUGCAUCACUAUGCGAAGCAGUUCACGAUAAUCCAGGAGGUUCUGGGAGACACGAAGCUGAAUGAACUCAGCGAGCAGGAGAGAAGGAGUCUGGCCUUCCUCAAGGAGGCCACCAGAAGAUCCACUGGAGGAACACCACUUAGGAACAUCAGUGCAGUUGACUCAAGUGUGACGCUCUCCCCCUCUGAGGUGGACCCUGACAUAGCUGAUGUGGAUGUGUCAGUACUCCGCAGUGGAGCUAAGUGGGUUCGGACUCUCAAUCAGAGCACUGAGAGCAGGAAGAGAAGCAGUGAUGGAGAGGGAGAUGAGCCGGCGCAGGCCACCAAGAGGUUCCGUUCGUCUCUCUCCCCGGCCUCAGAGGUGGAGAGAGUCCCCAGAUUGGACCGGGAGUUCCGCAGACCUCCCCCUCCUCACCAGCACAAGAGGAGGAAACCAUCUCGUGGCCAUCUGACGGCCAUGGACACUGCCUCCAUCUACUCUGGAAAUGUGUUGAGACCUCCUGUGGUGGUGCACUCCACUUCUCCCUCUCCCUCCCCCCUCCCCUCCCCCUCUCCCUCUCCUCCUCCCAUCCCUCUCCGCUCCCUCCCUCCUCCCCCUCCCUCCGAGUCAGAGGUGGACAGUGAUGCACCGAUCCCCUCUGCCCCUCCUCUCUCUCCUCACAUAUACCCCAGUCUUCCCUCAAAAUCAUCCUCUGAUACCACUCCAAAGAAGGAAGGAUCAGGGAUCGUCAGUGAGGUGGAGCCCAGUGCCCCGUCCAGACCCUCUCCCUCCCCCACCGUCUGUUCUCAGACCAGUCAGCACACCACCGGCCAGGCCCACAUGCAGAGGAACCACACAUUCUUCACCAAGACACUGAUGAGGAUUGAGACAUGUCAAGUGUGCAACAAGAAGAUAAGGUUCGGUCGCAACUGCCUCAAGUGCAGAGACUGUCGCUCCCUCUGUCAUCCUGAGUGUAAGGAGAAGGUCCCUCUCCCGUGUGUUCCAUCAGUACCCACUCCCAAGAAGAUGCAGGAUGCAGGCCUGGCGUCGUUCUGUCCCAGCACCAUCCCCAGAGUCCCGGCCAUCCUGGUCCACUGUGUCACUGAGAUAGAGAGACGAGGGCUCACUGACGUCGGCAUCUACAGGGUCCCUGGAUCAGAGAAAGUGAAGAAGGAGCUGAAGGAACGAUUGCUCAAAGUCAGAGGACAAGCUGCUCUGGACAAAGUGAGUGAUGUGAAUGUGAUAUGUGGAGUGGUGAAGGAUUUCCUGACUCAUCUCCGGGAGCCUGUCCUCACCUUCAGACUGCACAACACCUUCAUGGCUGCCAUCGAUGCUGGUUCAGGUGAGGAUGUGUUGGCUGGUCUACUGGAAGCCAUAGCAGAGCUACCUCCGUGCAACAAAGACACUCUCGCAUACCUUAUCCUCCACAUUCAAAAAGUGGCGUCGUUCUCAGAGGCCAACAAGAUGCCUCUGGAGAGUCUGGCCAAGAUCUUCGGUCCCACUCUAGUCGGCCACGCCUCUGCAAAACCUGACCCUUCAGUCCAGUGGAAGGAUGCGGAGAAACAACCAAAGGUGGUGCAGCGGCUGUUGAACAUCACCCCAGACUACUGGAGGCAGUACCUGUCUCCCAUGGAGAACCCUGAGCCCAUAUCGUCUCCCAAGCUCGGCUCGGCUCAGACCUCUCCUGCUCCUGCCUUCACCUCUCCCGCCACUCCCGAACAGAGACCUGUUCCAGAGAGUCCGUUCCUUGGGGUCCUGCCACCAGUCUCCACGCUCUCGCAGAGCUGCUGCCAGUCGGUGAGUCCCCUAUAAUUAUAGCGAGGGCCCUGUGUAGAGCUGUGCGUAGGCUAUUUGAGAGCGAAACUCCUCAUAACUCUGAGUUACUGUACCUGCCCAAGGUUGUGGGUAGGAUAUUUUGGUCUGGAACUUUCACGUUUUUCUGUAGACAAAACCAUACAACUUAUGAAAAGGAUAGAGUGUCGCUGGAAUACACGGAUGGUGUUGCCAAUUUCAUCUUUUUUGUUUCUAAGUGCAUUUGGGGAAAUCUUCUCUUUGCAUUUCGCAAUAGCAUCUGCUAGUUACACACAAGUUAAAGUUAUACGGUUCAUAGAAAUGCUGCAUCAGCUCCCUUUCAUUAAUGCAUACUGUAGCGUACUAAUCCGGUGAAAUGUCCUUCAUGUCUCUGAGAAAGGCCUAAAUGGGAUAAUUAUAAAUUGUAUGCUUCACUUGGUCGCUAUGUUACUUUAUGCAGUGGUGGAACAACUCCUGGCUUCUCCCAGAGAAGAAAUGGCAACUUUUUCCCAUCUCUCAACUAAGACUAUAAUACCUCUACACAAACUGAAGACUUAUCUUAUAUAUACAUGGCACCCUUGUAAUAUUUUAUCCUCCAUCUUUUGUCACAUUGUUUUGCAUUUACUCACUAUUGUUUA